AUGCCACGAGCUGUGGGCCCACAGCGGCACAUCGCCCGAGUGUCAUUUUCGGACCUCGUGGAUCUCCUCUUUGGCCAUUAUCUUCUCACCCGUGGCGGCGAUCGUCGGGCUGCAGAGAUCUCAGACCUAUUCACCUUUGAGUUUGCCGGGAGGGCUCGACCGGUGCAUGCCGCUCAUCUUACGACACGAGCCGGCAAGCAGAACCAGCACGGCCGCCUCGAGACCGCCGGCGCGUAUCGGAAUAGGAACCCGCUAAUCUGCAUCUUGGGCGGUCCGUGGUACGACAUCCGGCUAAUCAAGGGUAACGGCACCGGCCGGACGGCGGCUUUCUCGUACAACUCACAGCGCGAGUGGGUUGUCAAGGCCUUCGCCUACGCCGGCGUCACGUCGCAGAAGAAGACGCAUAUCGGCCGCAGCUCGGGGCGAGGACGGCUGAACUAA
Messenger RNA from Hirsutella rhossiliensis, 441 nucleotides. RefSeq names its product centromere DNA-binding protein complex CBF3 subunit. Gene Ontology annotation, molecular function: DNA binding. The coding region runs from base 1 to 441 and encodes 146 amino acids. Lineage: Eukaryota; Fungi; Ascomycota; Sordariomycetes; Hypocreales; Ophiocordycipitaceae. The transcript has 2 exons. The record is from RefSeq and is a predicted model, not a curated record.